Molecule: messenger RNA, 930 nt
Organism: Camelus dromedarius (Arabian camel)
Lineage: Eukaryota; Metazoa; Chordata; Mammalia; Artiodactyla; Camelidae
Gene: OSTN
Product: osteocrin
Exons: 5
Coding region: 232-630 (132 amino acids)
Biological process (GO): hormone-mediated signaling pathway
Molecular function (GO): signaling receptor binding
Source: RefSeq, a predicted model, not a curated record
GGGAGAGAGAGAAAAAAAGAAUGAGAGAGAGAGAUUGAUGAGAAGCUUGGGAAAAUAUUCAGUGGAAAAAUCUGUAGAAAUGAUGUAAGAGAAAGCAGAGGCAGGGAUUGGAGUAAGGGGUGUAUAACUGAGACUAUAAAAACUCAGAGAGAAAACUCACCAUCAGAGCUGAGUUUGGGAGAAACUGCACAGAGAGGAAUCUAAAGUUAGAAUCUCCUGACUUUUCACAAGAUGCUGGACUGGAGAUUGGCAAGUGCACAUUCUAUCCUGGCUUUGACGGUGAUUCUCUGGAGCUCAGGAAAAGUGCUCUCAGUGGAUGUCACGACAAAGGCCUUUGAUUCUGGAGUCACGGGUGUUCAGUCGCCACCCACAGUCAGGGAAGAGAAAUCAGCCACUGAUCUGGCAGCAAAACUCUUACUUCUUGAUGAACUUGUAUCUCUGGAGAAUGAUGUGAUUGAAACAAAGAAGAAAAGAAGCUUCUCUGGUUUCGGUUCUCCCCUGGACAGACUCUCAGCUGGCUCUGUGGAUCACAAAGGUAAACAGAGGAAAGUAGUAGAUAAUCCAAAAAGGCGAUUUGGUAUCCCCGUGGAUCGGAUUGGCAGAAACCGACUUUCAAAUUCCAGAGGCUAAAGGAUUGCAAUUACUCAACUUCCUUGGGUGAAAUGUCACAGAAACAAGGAAGAUGCUUCAGUGAAGGUCUUCGUACUCCUUAUUGAUUAAACUUUUAAGAAAACUUCUGUAAUCCUUUCCAGAGCUUGAACUUCAGUUCAUCAUAUCACAGUAUUGUUAUAGUUUCAAUUAAAUUAUGCAGAUAAUUUCAGUGCAUAGAUAUUUUAAAAAUAUAUAUUUUAAUCAUUCUUAAAUGGUUGCUUGGCCCCAAAACUUAACUUUUCUAAGAAACAAUCAAAAAACACAAUAUAGUGAAAUGCU